Messenger RNA from Molossus molossus (Pallas's mastiff bat), 3722 nucleotides. RefSeq names its product arrestin domain containing 4 (gene ARRDC4). The transcript is spliced from 8 exons. Gene Ontology annotation, molecular function: ubiquitin-like ligase-substrate adaptor activity. Gene Ontology annotation, cellular component: plasma membrane; cytoplasm. Bases 101 to 1333 code for a protein of 410 amino acids. Gene Ontology annotation, biological process: protein transport. The record is from RefSeq and is a predicted model, not a curated record. NCBI's taxonomy places the organism in Eukaryota, Metazoa, Chordata, Mammalia, Chiroptera, Molossidae.
CGCAGCCUCUGCGGCUGUCGGUGUGCGACUGGCGCCCGUGACAGUGGCGCUGCUCUGCUCUCCACCCCUGAUCCGGGCCGCUGCUGACCUAUUUGGCAGCAUGGGCGGCGAGGCAGGGCCCACGGAGGCCCUGGGCUGCGAGGGUCGCGUGAAGAGCCUGGGUCUGGUGUUCGAGGAUGAGCGCAAGGGCAGCUACUCGAGCGGCGAGACGGUGGCGGGGCAUGUGCUGCUGGAGGCGGCCGAGCCGGUGGCCCUGCGCGCGCUGCGCCUGGAGGCCCAGGGCCGCGCCACCGCUGCUUGGGGCCCGGGCGCGGGCUCGGCAGCCCCCGCCGCGGAGGUGGAGUACCUGCAUGUGCGCCUGAGCCUGCUCCAGGCCCCCGCCGGUGAAGGCGUCCUCUUACUGCAGCCCGGAAAACACGAAUUUCCAUUUAGCUUUCAACUUCCAUCUGAACUGUUAGCGACCUCCUUCAGCGGGAGAUACGGAAGCAUCCAGUACUGCGUGAGGGCCGUGCUGGAGAGGCCCGCGCUGCCCGACCGGACUGUGGAGCGGGACCUGCAGGUCAUCAGCCACAUCGACGUCAACACACCGGCCUUGCUCACCCCUGUAUUGAAAAGUCAAGAGAAAAUGGUUGGCUGCUGGUUCUUCUCAUCUGGCCCCGUGUCGCUGAGUGCCAAAAUCGAAAGACAGGGGUAUUGCAAUGGAGAAGCUAUUCCAAUCUAUGCCGAAAUAGAGAAUUGUUCCUCCCGACUGAUCGUUCCCAAAGCUGCUAUCUUUCAAACGCAGACGUAUCUGGCUAGUGGGAAAACCAAAACCGUCCGCCACAUGGUUGCCCACGUGCGAGGGAACCACAUUGCCUCCGGGAGCGCCGACACGUGGAACGGGAAGAUGCUGAAGAUCCCGCCGCUCACCCCGUCCAUCCUGGACUGCUGCAUCAUCAGAAUAGACUACUCCUUAGCUGUCUACAUUCACAUUCCUGGUGCUAAGAAACUGAUGCUAGAGCUGCCCGUGGUGAUCGGGACGAUCCCGUUCAGUGGCUUCGCCAGCAGGAACUGCAGCCUGGCCAGCCAGUUCGGCGUGGAUCUGAGCUGGUGGGGCCUGGGGCUGCCGGAACGGCCCGAAGCCCCUCCAGAUUACACAGACGUGGUGUCGGAGGAAGACUUCUCCGGGCACGGUUCUCCGCACCCGCAGCCGCCCGGCUGGGCGGGGGGCGCCCACUGCCCCUUGUUUGCCUGCAUCCCCGACUUCCGCUUCCAGCCCCCACCUCUUUAUUCCGAGGUUGAUCCACACCCUAGUCACGUGGAAGAGAACCAGCCUGUUUCCUUCGUUCUCUGAACGUGUUUCGGAACUCACUGUGAUCGGCCUCGGAGGAGAAUGUGGGCUCUCUCCCCUGGCUUUCGGGGGACGAGGGAGGGAAGAUGCGCUUGAGAACAUAAAUGAACGUCACCACCAAGACAUUAAAGAAUGUGCGCCCUGUCCAGUGGCCGACUGCUGCUCGCGUUCACAGGAGGACCACACGUCCCGUUGCAGAAUGGAUGAGCGCAUGACCUCAGUGUGAUGGGAGUCCCGGAGGCGAGAGUGACGGAGGGGCCUGCGCUGACCCGAGACAGGAUGUGUGUGACCAGGGAACACUGUGCAGGUGUCCCCUUCAUCGGGUUCUCAGAGCGGGAAAAACGGACCCUAAGCUUUAGGGCAGCAUAGGCAUCCUGGGAGGGGACUUGCUUUCAGAGAAGCUGGAGGCACAGGGAUGUGCGGGGACAGGGAAGGGUCACCUCCGUAUGCAAGGGGACCCCAGGUGCCAGGGGCUGCCCGAUUCCCCCACAGCCAGUAGGGCUGAAGUCCGGGAAAGACCUUUCCGGAGACCGUGGUCUCAGGAGGUCCCCGUGAAGUGAUUCCGUGUCCUUCCCCCAAGGCUAGUUUAGAACGUGGGUCCCAAAUUAGUGGCGGGGCAGGAUGACCAAGGAGGCCCUCGCAAGGUCUGUGCAUUCAAGGGGGCACUGGAAUGAGAACACGUCUGCGAAAGGCCGUGACUUCACCCUCUGUAAGUCCUUUAGCGGGAUACAUGUUCGAUUUUCCUCACGUCUUAUGUACCUAAGAGCACGUUAGAAAAGAAGGGGGGAAGGCUGUAUCCUUAGGGUGCCUUGAUAACUACUCGAGAGAAAAAAAGGGCCUUUUCCUAACCUACCUCGAGUGGAUGCUCAGAUGUGUUUGAAAACUCGUUCGGACAAGUCUUUGGAGGGUCUACCACUUGGCGGUAGCUUCUUAUCUCCCCCAUCAGUGCAUCUGAACGCGAACCAAGGGAAAACCCUCGACUGUUCGCGUCAGAUGGAAAUUAAUGCAUACCAAAGGGUAUUUCCAAAUAAAUGUGAAAUUAAAGAGGGUAGAAGCGCCAGUCUUUAAAAUGGACUUUAUUCCCGUCAGGAGACCUUGUUUCCCGCCGGCAGCCACUGCCCUGGGACCUCCGGUUCAUUAGUAAUUCCGUGUAAACUGUGUUUUGUUUAUUGUUUCGGUGCAAUAUUCCAUUAGCAUUUAACCUCAGGAUACUGAGACCAACAGGAUCAUGCUGCUGCUAAAACUCGGAGGAGUAUUUUUUCUGUUCCCCUUGACCUUCUAUUCACGGUCUUACAUUCACUUUUCUCUGUCCUCUAUCGGCUGGUCUUGUUCGCUGAGAGCAUUUCUGGCCGGGAGGGAGGGAUUCCUGCGAUGGACAUUUGGGACCAGCUGAGGACUUGGGUCUCUUCCUGGGGUUUCAUCUAGAAGCCCUGGUGCUUCCCUUGCAGAAUACUGCACUCAACGGAACAGUUACCUUUCAAUCAGUGUGUGCAGUGAGAAAUAGAAAAAUUCUCAAGUUCAAUUCUGUAUCUAAAAUGCAGUUGCCAUCUGAUCAGGGAUUUUUGUACAAACAUUAGGUAAAUGUAUGUUUGUCCGCCGCUCUGGACAGACCUCUCUUCUCUGUGGUCAUGUAAGCGUCAGGCACGAUUCUUUCCGCGUGAGCCACUGUCGAAAAGUCACAGUGCCGUCUGGUGACGUCGGCGCUCGUGGGACUGCAACUGUCACAGAACUACUCCCUGCCUUGGUUCUCGGUUUUGCUUGUCUGGGUGUGUGUUUUCAAACAGGGAUCUGUAUUUGAAUUUUGCUUUUACGCUCCUUUACGAGAUCACCCUCCACUCUGGGUUGACUUCUGAAUGGUAGUUACAUGUCUUGUGAAGACUCUGUCCAUGGUCGUGACCCAGGACAGAGUGGAGCAACGGAAUGGGUCCGUGUGGGGAAGAGACAGGAUUCUUCUAGAAUCCUUCCCUGGGGUGGCUUCGUCACCUUCGCUAGAGCAUCCAGAAGUGAGCCCAGAAAAUGGAAGCACAGUUGAGGUAGCUCUUGAGAGAAGAGCUCAAAAGGAUGAUUCGCCUUAUUGAAUCCCAGUCAGUAUGUCUGACCUUUGGCCACGGGGUUGAAACUGCAUACCUUUUCAUAAUCAAGAAGCUAUUUUAUGAAUGUAGAAAAUUCUGCAUUGGCACAGAGGAUACUCGGAAAUGAAGAUGAAAACGCAGUUGUUGCAUUUGCUUGUAUAUUCCCUUGUUUUAGUUUCCAAAGAAACCACAGCCUUAGAGUUUUCUUUUUGAUGCAAAACUUUUAAAAUGGAAAAAUGUGAAGCUAUUUAGCACACAAAAACCCUUCUGUGGGCAGAACUUUACUUCUGGGUGGGGGGGACACAAUAAGAAACUCAAUA